Molecule: messenger RNA, 5263 nt
Organism: Bursaphelenchus xylophilus (pine wood nematode)
Lineage: Eukaryota; Metazoa; Nematoda; Chromadorea; Rhabditida; Aphelenchoididae
Source: the annotation of a GenBank genome assembly
AUGGACCCUCGCCUCGGCGCUGUCUUCGCAGCUAUAAACGUUUCCUCGACGACCGGCCUGCAUCCUGUCUGCGCUUCUUCCCUCACGGCGGUCCAACCCACGACUACGGUGGUCAACACGACUGAUCUAGUCCAGUCCAGCUUCUCUCCAGGCCAGACGUUCCUCUCUUCCUCGUUUGGCCAAAGUCUUCUCAACGGCGGUGCCACCUCUCCACCCGAACUCCCAAUCAUUCAUUCAAGAGCCACCAACCAUCAUUUCCUUGAUCCUUCGACUCUAAAUCUAGCCAAACUUGCGCCCGAGACUCUGCAGAAUCUCAACAAACUUGUGAGUCAACCGGUCGAGAACCUUCGAUCAUCCCCCAUUCUGACUUACCUGAGGGGUGCUGUGGUCCAGGCCUUAUCGCAAUCGGGGUCCAGCUCCGGAACCUCGACUCCAGAUGAGCCCCCGGCCCUUCCCGAGAUGUCUCCCAUAGUCUCGUCGAGCGAGAUUAUGCUUCCUGAACCAGUGCAAGAUGUCCCUCGAAGAAUUCGAAGGCGUCGACCGAAGAGCCCAAAGGCGGUCAACAAGCCAAGCCCCAAGAGGAAGCCCGACGACGAUGAGGUUGGUUUACAAUUAUUUUUACACCCAUAUGGCAUGAAAAUUUAUUCUCGAGAUCUCAUAAUAGGCCGUAACCGCCAUGGUAAAUAAUAUUAGGGGGUAUUUGAGAUGAAGAGAGCGGUCAUAGAAAGAACUGUUUUUGUUAUUCAGGGCUUUCUCUCAUGACCUUAUAGAGACUAAUUACAAAAAUCUGGUCGACUAAACCGACCAGAAAUCUUGUCAUUGUAAUUGUAAUGCGUCGGUGACAAAGUAAAUGCUUCUAGUCACUAUAAUAACGUCACCCUGCAAACAACUUAAAACAAAGACUAUUAAAAAUACCGCAAUAUUAAAACUGAGGUGUUGCGUCAUCAUGGAAGUAAGUACGCUGAUGACGAAAUCGGCUGCACGAUAUCUCACUAAUAUGUCCUUGUUUUACUGGGCAACAGAUCCAUUAAAUAACUUCAACAAUCAUAAAAACCGAGAGAAAUUAUUUAGAUAAUUGUAUGAAUUCGGUAAAGACAUCCAUGAAGAUUCCGCCUUCAAAUUCAACGGUUGGAUUCCGAUAAAGCAACAAUCUAUAGUCGACAGCAAUCUCCCAUUACAAUUGUCAAAUGGGAGGGGAAGAGGCUCGUAAUAACACCGACAAUUAAUCGACAGACGGCUAAAUUAUAACCUGGAGGUGUUAGCAGAGGGGUGUGGGGGAAGGGGAUGGCACUCCAAACGACCAACAACUCCCUCUGAAGCCGGCGUGCCCGAUGGGGAACGGUCUCUGAUGGUGAUGUAUGGAGGAUGACUGUAUAGUCGAGAGCAGCGACGGUUUUUGAGGCGUUUUUUGAGAUAGUUUUGUUUACCGGAAAGCCCUCAUCAGGGGGACAGUCCCCCAAUGGUCGGCCGCCGGGGUUGUUGUUGUUAGUUGAUUUGCGAGUGCGCCAUCGAAAAACAACCGUCCCGCAGUCCUGGGCUCUGUCUGUUUUUUUUGUUGUUUUUCCGUGCCGCCCCAACCGGCCCAGUCCAGGGUGUUUUUUUGCGAAAACAGCCCUCUAAAAUAUUUUUCUUCGAUACUUUAUAGUAUCACUCUGUUGUACCCGCCAUUUUCAGGGUUAGAUGCGUUUGGAUUCGGGUUCUGAUUUGUUCAACAUUCUCGUUUUUCACACAUGAAAAAAACAUAGUGGGUAGAGAAGACAGAUCUUGGGUAUAAGUGAUUUAUGUCAUUUUGUUACCUAACUAUUUUUGAAGGUACUGUACUUUCUUUAUCCUUGAUUGGGGUUAGAAUCAGAGUUGUGAUGCUGGAAGAUACCAUCUACCUCCUUGUGGAUACCUUAGCCCACGCGUUCAUAUCUUGUGUCCCCUGGACUUGUUUUCGAGGUGGUUGAGCGUCAGGUCUUCCCCCUCCCUCCCAUUCCCCCAAAAUGAGCUUGUUUUUCACGAGACCCUGUAGCUGUUUUUUGUCAAGAGAGUGCACCCCCGGCGGAGACCCCAGACAUACCGUAAUCCUGUUCGGUUUUUUAUUCGAGACAAGUUACCUGCUCGCAAGGUGUACUGUUCUCGCCGUCGUUCUCUUCAUCAUUCCGUUGUUUAAGAUUUCUUCGCCAUCGCUGACUGGAACGUGGGCGGCCCAGGCCGCCGAGAAAUGCUUGGCCUAAACAAUUUUGGAGCAGCUGGACCUCGUCAAGCUGUGCAGUGGAAUGUUGCAAACGCAUUGGGCAAGGUGACUAGCUUCACUCCAUAGUUUCCCAGUUAUUCGAGGGAUCUCUCUUUUCGGGAGCUUUCCAGCCAAUCAGCGACCAGCUGGAAGGCCGAGGGGAAUCCAGUAGAUUUGCGAAGAUAAACAAGGGUCUCUUUAUCAAUAAUUAGUUGUUUAAUCGUGGGCAUCUUUUGUUGUUGUUGAAAGCGCAUAGGAAUUCCUGGUGUGUUUCGAAUUGCUGUAGGGCGAUCUGAUGCCCUCAUUGAGAUGGAAUUUUGACUUAGAAACUACUCUGUUAAGGCGUUAUGGCCAUAAAGUGGGGAGUUGUCACGUCAAAUUCGCAAUAGGGCAUCAUAAAUUUCUGCAAGUUUGUGGGGGUUUUCAUUUCAAGAAAACAACGCCAAAAUUUGCAUAAAAUUUCGAAAGUUUACUGGAAAGUGCACGUGGAAACAACAACACGAUUGAUGAAACUCCAUUUUCAGCAGCAGAUGAACACGCCGGACGACCCGGUGAUCCACUCCCCGUCUUCAUCCCGCGCUAUGUUUGGGGCCAACCCCCUUCUGAUGUCCUCAGCCAUGGGCGGUAAGUCCUCUCCUGCCCUUGAAUCGUCCUCUUCAGACCCUCAGGACAACAGCGAGGAAUCACGUCGACGACAAAAGACAUGUCGAGUUUGCGGCGACCAUGCCACCGGCUACAAUUUCAACGUCAUCACUUGUGAGAGCUGCAAGGCCUUCUUCAGACGAAACGCACUUCGGCCCAAGGUCAGUGUGGGUUUAUCUAUGACGAAUAAUGUUCUUCUUCAGGAGUUCAAAUGUCCUUACUCCGACGACUGCGAGAUCAAUGCUGUGAGUCGGCGUUUCUGCCAGAAAUGUCGACUUCGAAAAUGUUUCGCUGUGGGCAUGAAGAAAGAAUGGAUUCUGAACGACGAACAACUCCGCCGUCGCAAGAACUCUCGUCUGAACAGCAUGAAAGGGAUGGCCAACAGUCCCAACUACAGUCUGAGCCCUCAUCAACUCAUGCAUUCUCCACAAUCCAGCAUUAUGAUGAAUAGAAACCCCGCCGACGUGAUGGCCCAGGUCAAGACCGAAGUCUCCGAUCAACCUCACAGCAGUCUCAACGAAUUCCGACUUCCGUUUCAACAGAAUUACGACCUGCAGCAAUUCCUCCAAUCCGCAAAUCCCACGGCCUCUCCGGCCAGUUCUGGUUUCAACUCUCCAAGUCUAAUGCAACGAAGACAAUCGGAUCUGGCCCUCAGUCCAAUUAGUCAAGGCCCCUCCUCAAUAAACUCUCUUCUUUCUCCUCAAAGUGUGGCUAGUCCCGAAUCUCCAGUCACGAUUCUGGGCAAUCAAGUCACUUCUACCGAUUUAAACAAGCAGAUCCCCCCGUUAUCCGAUAUCCAACAUAUGAUGAAACAGGGAUUCUCUACAUCCGACGACUAUUCACGAUUUCUACAGUCUGAAAGCAAGGUCCCUCAUCCCACAGCUACCUCCGGCUCUGCUUUUUCAACUCCGUUUAAAGUAGAUAUGGUCAUGUCUUCCAGCUCUCAGCCUUUGGGUCAGUCUGGUUGCGGAAGUGAGGCCUCUUCAACCUACUCGAUGAAUGGAAAUCAGAGCAACGAAUAUGAUCCAUACAAGACGUUCUUCUCGAAGGAUGCUGGGAAGUUCUCUCCGUCUUCCCUGUUCCCCUUCCUCGACAUGUCUCCGGAUGGAUAUCAGAAGAUGGCUGACACUAUUCAUGAUGAGCUUCAUAAUGUUUCGGGAGAUAUUCCGUUGAAUGGCCCUGCUUCUGUUGACGUAAGUUGUUCACAACAAUAUCUUCUUGUCAUGUUUUUGAUUCGUGUAAAUAAUAGUUUUUAUUUCAGUUUAAGACGGUGAAUCACAACGAGCCCGCCUCUCAAUUUCAACUGAAUUCAUCGGAACUCUUCGAGUUGGACGUGGUCAGAAAUGCUUAUUCUUGUAUGGACGAACCUCUGGCCGACCACAAAUCGAAGGCAUAUCUGACCAAGAAGAGUCAUAACCCGGCGGAUAUCAUGAACAUCAUGGACAUCUCGAUGCGUCGUUUUGUGAAGAUGACCAAGAAGUUGCCUGCGUUCAACACUCUUAACGCCGAGACCAAACUCCACUUAUUGAAGGCUGCUAUGAUUUCCCUCCUCACGCUCAGAGGCGCCACCAGAUUUGAUGUUCAGAAGCUCUGUUUCACAACACGGAUUUCUGGACAGGCCAUUGACAUCAGUUUAGACAUGUUCGACAAGCUCAAUGAAAAAAAUCAAAAAAUGAAAUUUAUCAAGUCAGUUUGGGGAAUGAGGGGUAUAAUAAGAUCACAUUAAAUUCUAAAUUUUUAUUCGUCCUUUUCAGAUUUUGCCUGAAUAUGGAUGCAAAUCUGCGUCACAAUGACACAAUUAUCAAUCUGAUGGGUCUGGUCGUUCUGUUUAGGAAUACAAAUGUCAUUACGAUUGAGAGUGACAAACAACUCACAAAAAAGUACCACACUCUCUACAGUAAUCUUCUCAGACGGUAAAUUUUUUUUGGAACUGGACUACAAUGAUGUGUGUGACUAAUAUUUCUAUUUUUAGGUAUGUUGAAUCGAUUCAUGCCCAAGAAUGUAUGCCCAUCAUCGAAUCGAUCCCCAAAACUCUGGAAUGUCUUCGUGAUAUCAGCAGUUCGGCCGAGAAUCUGUAUGUAGGCAAAGUGAGCUCGGACGAGAUAGAGCAACUCCCAACCGAAUUCUUCCGAACCGAGUUCCUAACCGGUGUCUCGAGCAGCUCGUCUCAACCUGCGGCUAGCCAGGAAGGCACACUUGAACCUGGGUCGUCAACAAAAGUGUGAGCAAGGCCUUUGUUUUCCUUAUAAUCCAUCCAAGUCUAUAUUGUCGUAAAGUUCAUCCCUUGGUAGUCCGUUUGUAGACCUCUUCUUUUUUAUCAGCCCAUUUUUCAGUCCGUUCUAUCCUACCUCCCCUUCUCAAUUAUUCGGUGAAUUCAACGAUUUUUUAGUCCUAUUUUAUUAA